GGGGCUUCCGCCUUCUCCACAAAAGUCGCGCGCCGCGGACCGCGGGCGACGCGGGUGGUACUGCUCCCUAACCGGCGGCUAUGGCGUCGUUCACCGUGAAGGCCUACCUUCUGGGCAAGGAGGACGCGGCGCGCGAGAUCCGCCGCUUCAGCUUCUGCUUCAGCCCAGAGCCUGAGGCGGAAGCGGAGGCCGCAGCUGGCCCCAGGCCCUGCGAGCGUCUACUGAGCCGGGUGGCUGCCCUGUUCCCCGCGCUGCGGCCCGGCGGCUUUCAGGCGCAUUACCGCGAUGAGGACGGGGACUUGGUUGCCUUUUCCAGUGAUGAGGAACUGACAAUGGCCAUGUCCUACGUGAAGGAUGACAUCUUUCGAAUCUAUAUUAAAGAGAAGAAGGAGUGCCGGCGGGACCAUCGCCCCCCAUGUGCUCAGGAGGCACCCCGCAACAUGGUGCACCCCAAUGUAAUCUGCGAUGGUUGCAACGGGCCGGUGGUGGGAACACGCUACAAGUGCAGUGUCUGCCCCAACUAUGACCUGUGUGGUGUCUGUGAGGGGAAGGGCCUGCACAGGGGGCACAGCAAGCUUGUGUUUCCCAGUCCCUCUGGGUACCUCUCCGAGGCCUUCUCUCAUAGCCGCUGGCUCCGGAAGCUGAAACAUGGGCACUUUGGGUGGCCAGGCUGGGAGAUGGGCCCACCAGGGAACUGGAGUCCGCGUCCUCCUCGAGCAGGGGAUGCCCACUCCAGCCCCACAGCAGAAUCAGCUUCCGGUCCAUCAGAGGAUCCCAGUGUGAAUUUCCUGAAGAAUGUGGGGGAGAGCGUGGCAGCUGCCCUCAGCCCUCUGGGCAUCGAAGUUGAUAUUGAUGUGGAACAUGGAGGGAAAAGAAGCCGCCUGAUGCCUGUUUCUACUGAGAGUUCCAGCACAGAAGAGAAGAGUAGCUCUCAGCCAAGCAGCUGCUCUUCUGACCCCAGCAAGCCAGAAGGGAACGUUGAAGGCCCCGAGCAGUCUCUGACAGAGCAAAUGAAAAAGAUCGCCCUGGAGUCCGUGGGGCAGCCUGAGGAACAGAUGGAAUCUGAUAACUGUUCCGGAGGAGAUGAUGACUGGACCCAUUUGUCUUCAAAAGAAGUGGACCCAUCAACAGGUGAACUCCAGUCUUUACAGAUGCCAGACUCAGAAGGGCCAAGCUCUUUGGACCCUUCUCAGGAAGGACCCACAGGGCUGAAGGAAGCUGCCCUGUACCCACAUCUUCCACCAGAGGCUGACCCAAGGCUGAUCGAGUCCCUGUCCCAGAUGCUGUCAAUGGGGUUCUCUGAUGAAGGCGGCUGGCUCACCAGGCUUCUCCAGACCAAGAAUUAUGACAUUGGGGCUGCUCUGGACACCAUCCAGUAUUCAAAGCACCCACCACCAUUGUGACCACCUCUGCCCAUCUCUGUGUCCUCCUUGUUUGUCUCGUAGUUGUGUUGAGCUAGUGUAGGAUGCAGGCCUGUG
This is a messenger RNA of Nycticebus coucang (slow loris), 1478 nucleotides long. It is a transcript of the gene SQSTM1, whose product is annotated as sequestosome 1. The record is from RefSeq and is a predicted model, not a curated record. Gene Ontology annotation, cellular component: amphisome; aggresome. Gene Ontology annotation, biological process: mitophagy; aggrephagy; endosome organization. Gene Ontology annotation, molecular function: K63-linked polyubiquitin modification-dependent protein binding; protein kinase C binding; zinc ion binding. The coding region runs from base 81 to 1403 and encodes 440 amino acids. The transcript is spliced from 8 exons. Lineage: Eukaryota; Metazoa; Chordata; Mammalia; Primates; Lorisidae.